Molecule: messenger RNA, 3571 nt
Organism: Oncorhynchus kisutch (coho salmon)
Lineage: Eukaryota; Metazoa; Chordata; Actinopteri; Salmoniformes; Salmonidae
Gene: ctu1
Product: cytosolic thiouridylase subunit 1 homolog (S. pombe)
Exons: 4
Coding region: 145-1176 (343 amino acids)
Biological process (GO): tRNA wobble position uridine thiolation
Cellular component (GO): mitochondrion; cytosolic tRNA wobble base thiouridylase complex
Molecular function (GO): tRNA binding
Source: RefSeq, a predicted model, not a curated record
CAAAAUACCGGAAAAGAAAGAAUAACAUGAGGUAGCGUCGGUAAAAUACUAUUAGCAACAAGUUUAGACAUAUUACACAGAGCUACGAUCACUGCUAGAUAGUCUGGGGGAGACUUUACAUACUUUCAAUUGGAGUUUGUUAAGAUGCCAGUCCUCUGUAGCAGUUGUGCUGAGAAGCGUGCAGUGCUGAAACGUCCAAAGACGGCCCAUUCCCUGUGCAAGGAAUGCUUCUUCUGGGCCUUUGAGGAGGAGGUGCAUCAGACAAUAGUCUCAGCGCAGCUCUUCAAACAUGGAGAAACUGUGGGUAUUGGUGCCUCGGGUGGGAAGGACUCCACUGUGCUGGCACAUGUCAUGAAAGUCCUAAAUGAGCGCUAUAACUACGGCCUGAAACUACUGCUACUGUCAGUGGAUGAGGGCAUCACAGGUUACCGUGAUGACUCCUUGGAGACAGUGAAGAGGAACCAGCAGCAGUAUGAGCUGCCUCUGAAGAUUGUAUCCUAUGAGGAGCUGUAUGGUUGGACCAUGGAUGCCAUAGUGAAGCAGGUUGGACUGAAGAACAAUUGCACUUUCUGUGGAGUGUUCAGAAGGCAGGCGCUGGACAGGGGAGCCAUGAUGCUGAAGGUUGAUAAGAUAUGUACAGGUCACAACGCUGACGAUGUGGCAGAGACAGUUCUGAUGAACGUCCUCCGAGGAGACAUCGCCCGUCUGCGUCGCUGCACUGCUAUAAGCACAGCGAGCGAGGGCGAGGGGGUGGUGCCACGCUGCAAGCCCCUCAAAUAUGCUUACGAGAAGGAGAUUGUCCUCUAUGCCUACUUCAAGAAGCUGGACUACUUCUCCACAGAGUGCAUCUACUCCCCCAAUGCUUACAGAGGCCACGCCCGCACCUUCCUGAAAGACCUGGAGGCUGUGCGGCCCAGCGCCAUCAUGGACGUCAUCCACUCUGGCGAGAACCUGUCAGUGAGGGAGGGCGUGAAGAUGCCCGUUCAGGGGACCUGCGGCCGCUGUGGCUACAUCUCCAGCCAGGCGCUGUGUAAGUCCUGUGUGCUGCUGGAGGGCCUGAACCGCGGCCUGCCCAGACUAGGAAUCGGAAAGCACCACCGUCUCCACGAGAAGAUCCUCUUACAGCAGCCUCUGACCCAGGAAGAGGAGAGGAAGCUCAAGGCUGUGGACUUCUGAGAGGCCACUCCAGGCCCGGUUUCCCGACAGCGAUGGAACUUACGAGUGUAUUAACGAUGCAUCUUUCCGACAACGGCUGAAGAUGUAACAUGAGUUUCCCAAAACACCACACAGAGAGAACACUCACUAAGUGCGUCGUUGAGGCAUGUGACGAUACUGAUAGAAUCAAAAGAAAGGUAACACUGCUCUCGGAUCAGAAUUCUCCAUUCAAAUCUGACUUUAACAUUCAAAUUAUUCCACAAUACUGACAACGGAUCAGCUCUUAGAGAUAUUAUCACCUAAGGCUACAAAUAUUGAGGCGGCUUAUUCUAAUGCUCACCCUAUAAUAAUGCAUUAAAUCAGGAUUUGGCACAUCAUUAAAUAUAUGGAGGAAAAAAUUUGACAGUAGUGUACAAAUAUCAAAAUAGAAGUCAAUUAAUUGAACAUGAAAUAUAUUUCAAUAUAAUUGAAAGAGGCCUAUAGCCUACUGAAUUUCCAUUUGAAUGCAGUCAUCUCAGUUGGAAUGUGAAGCAUACGUAUACGUUGAUUGUUUGUAUCAAUUGCAAAGACAUUGGCAACUUUGUAUUUGUAGUCAACGUUGUUCUGAAGUUAUCGGUGGUUACAGAGAGAUAGAUAAACCAUGUGAUUCAAGUUUCAGCAGAGAUCCUCUAUAUAACGGGAGGGCAAAAAAGCGUUGAAUGACAAACUUAGCGGUCCUGCGAGUGGUCUGAGGCAGGCAUUAGAUUACAAGUUUUUUAAAUGCAACGUUAAUAACGAUGGUUUUGGGAAACGGCUCAGAGAAUUUAACGAUGCUCCUACGAAGGACUUAGCGGUCCUGUGAGUGGUCUGAGGCAGGCAUUAGAUUACAAGUGUUUUAAAUGCAACGUUAAUAACGAUGGUUUUGGGAAACGGCUCAGAGAUUUUAACGAUGCUCCUACGAAGGUUCUAGCUAUGAACUUAGCCUUAAGAUGCUUUUGGGAACCGGGCCCUGAGCAGUCCAGCAACUCUCCUUGAACCAUUCCUGGGUACUUUUGAUGUGUGUUUGGGGUCGUUGUCCUUCUAUAAGACCCACAACCUUUAACGGAAAGAUUUUUUGUGGACACUGGAUGAUUAUUGGACUCUAAAACACCUUGGUAAUCUGCUGAUUACAUGAUGUCUUGCACACAUUCAAGGCCCCCAGUUUCCUAGGCAGCAAAGCAAAUCCACAGCAUUUUUCGAACCUCUCCAAUUUUUUGAUUGAAGGGAGGGUGUUGUUUUCUUUGAAUGCUUUUGUCAUUGGUAAACAUAGUAAGAUAACGACUGCUGGGAGACGAGAAAGCCUGGUGGAACAUCUCCAAACAAGGCAAAAUCCUGGGGGAAAUGUUGUGGUGUUUUUACUGACAACCAAAUCAAGCAUUCAAUGAAAAGAACUCUCUACAAUCAAAGGUGAGUGACGUCUGAUGAUUCUGUGGGGUUUCUUUGCUGCCUCAGGUACUGGGGGCCUUGAACGUGCAGGCAUCAUAAAAUCUGCAGAUUAUCAAGUGUUUUGGAGUCCAAUGUACAACCCAGCAUCCAAAAGCUGUCUCUGCAUUGAAGGUUGUGGGUCUUCCAGCAGGGCAAUGACCCCAAACACACAACAAAAAGCACCCAGAAAUGGUUGAAGAAAAGAUGCUGGACUGUUCUGGAGUGGCCAGCGAAAGUCCAGAUCUGAAAUAGGGAAUCAUUUAAGAAAAGUCCAAGGAUGCCAAUGUAUAUUUGGCUGCAACUGUAAAUGAUCUGUAUAGACAGUAUAUGAAUAGAAAGGUGUGUACAGCAGUAGUUGUAUAUGAUGAGCCAUGACUAGAAUACAUUAUGUAAACAUUAUUAAAGUGACCAGUGUUCAGUGACUAUGUGCAUAGGGCUGCAGUCUUUAACGUGGUAGCUGGCUAGAGGUAGCCGGCUAGUGACAGUGUCUAACGUUCAGGGCAGGGUAACGGGCUGAUGGCCUGGAGAUAGAAGCUGUUUUUCAGUCUCUCGGUCCCAGCUUUGAUGCACCUGUACUGUCUCCACGUUCUAGAGCACGUGUCGAGCUCAUUCUAUGGUGGGCAGAGUGUCUGCGGGUUUUUGAUCCUCCCUUGUGCUUUAUUGAUGAAUUAAGGUCACUAAUUAGUAAGGAACUCCCUUCGCCUGGUUGUCUAGGUCUUGAUUGAAACUUAACCUGCAGACGCUCUGUCCUCUGUGGAAUGAGUUUGAGACUGCUGUUCUAGGGGGUAGUGGUUGAGCAGGGUCUAAAUGGUGAAGUGAGAAUGAUAAAUGAUGUCUUUCUUGCAAUUUCUGGAAUCCAAAUGCAAUUUACAUUCAGCUAUGUGGUCAGUGCAUUAUGAAACUUCUGUCAGCUGAUGAUUGAAAUACAAGUGCAUUUUGUAUGGUAACUGUAUAUUAAAGCUAUUCAACUUUU